Molecule: messenger RNA, 3693 nt
Organism: Boleophthalmus pectinirostris (great blue-spotted mudskipper)
Lineage: Eukaryota; Metazoa; Chordata; Actinopteri; Gobiiformes; Gobiidae
Gene: piwil2
Product: piwi-like RNA-mediated gene silencing 2
Exons: 25
Coding region: 159-3422 (1087 amino acids)
Biological process (GO): regulatory ncRNA-mediated gene silencing
Cellular component (GO): P granule
Molecular function (GO): protein binding; piRNA binding
Source: RefSeq, a predicted model, not a curated record
AACCACUACAUCCUCCAAUCAGAUUGAUGUGUUCGGUGGGCUGCUGCUGUUACGAGUAAACUACGGGAAAUAUCCGGUGAAACUCGAGGCUGGAAGUGACCGUGAGAGGCGCCUUCUGCUGCUGUUUAGAGUGUGCCUGGAUUUCUGCUUUAGAUUAGAUGGAUCCAAAAAAGACUCCAGAUUUUAGUAGGAUAACCAGCACCCCUUGGUUGGGACGUGGACGAGGGCUGCAGCCUGUGGAGCCAGCUGUAGGACGUGGUAGAGGGUUUCUACCUUUUACUGAAGAAAGUAUUGUAGAACAGGCCAAAACAGUUCCUGCUCUUAGCGACAAACUACAAGAGCUAGGUGUGACAGGCUUCACAGAACCUGGUAUUGGACGGGCCAGAGGGCUGCUGGUUCAGCCCUAUGGAGGGGCCCGGGGCCGGGCCAGGGGACUGGCCUUUGCAGGUGGAGAACCACAGUUAGGAGUUGCACAAGGUGCAGUUUUACCCACUCUGCAGCUCAAACCUGGACCAGCUCCUGUAGAAGAACCCAAAAAGCAGGAACAGGAAACAACUGAGGACAUACCACUUCAAGGCCAGGGAUCCACUCUUGUCUCAAUGUUUAGGGGAAUAGGGAUUGAGCCCUCAUUGUCAUCAUGGGGAAGAGGAUCCAUACCAGUGGGAAGAGGUUUUGCUGGAGAACUGGAUAAACCUGCACAGCCGUCAUUCUCCUCUCCACUCUCCAGUGGGACAAAAAGCCUGGGCAAACCAGAAGAGGCCCUAGGUCGUGGCAGCAGUUUGCUUGGGCAUCAGCGGAUGAUGGGGCUUGGCAGAGCAGCGAUGCCACAGAUAGGAGCUGGACGAGCACAGCCGUUUCUGUCUGCUGCUCCUGGCCGUGUGGAUCCAGUGACUCCAGCUUUACCUGCAGUUUUACCAGAAACACCUCCACAAACACCUUUAUCUCUCUCAGAAGAGAAUGUCCGUAAGAGCCCACCUAUCCUGGAAUCAGCAAAGUCUGAAGUCAGAAUGGAGGCAAUUGGCGAGCCUCUUCCCAAAAUUGGAACCAAAGGAGUACCUAUUACCAUUGGCUCAAACCACAUUGUUGUACGAUGCAAGAAUGAGGCAGUCUAUCAGUACCAUGUUACAUUUGUCCCCAAUGUUGAAUCCAUAGCCAUGCGUUUUGGUAUGAUGAAAGAUCACCGCUCAACCACAGGAGAAGUGGUGGCAUUUGACGGUUCUAUCUUGUACCUUCCAGUGAAACUGAAUGACGUGGUCCUCCUCAAAAGUCUAAGGCGGACGGAUAAUGAGGAAGUGCAAAUCAAAAUUCAGAUGACAAAGAUCUUGCCACCAAGUUCUGAUUUGUGUAUUCCUUUCUACAAUGUAGUGUUGAGAAGAAUUAUGAAAAUCAUUGGUUUGAAGAUGGUUGGACGUAAUCACUUUGAUCCAGAAAGUGCUGUCAUUCUUGGAAAACACCGACUUCAGGUAUGGCCAGGUUUUGCCACAAGUAUAAAACACUUAGAUGGAGGCCUGCUUCUCAAUGUGGAAGUUAUUCACAAAGUGUUAAGGAACGAUUCUGUGCUGGAUGUAAUGAAUGUAUUGUAUCAGCAAAGCAAGGAGAACUUCCAGGAUGAGUGCACAAAAGAGCUCUUGGGUAGCAUUGUGAUCACACGCUAUAAUAACCGCACAUACCGCAUAGAUGCCAUUGAGUGGAAUAAGUCACCCAAAGAUACAUUCACUCUGACGGAUGGCACCAAAACCACCUUUGUUGAAUACUACAGCAAGAACUAUGGCAUUACCAUUAAGGAGAUGGACCAGCCUCUGCUCAUGCAUCGCCCAAAGGAACGCUCAAGGCCAGGAGGAAAGCAAGUCAUCACUGGGGAGAUCCUUCUGGUACCAGAGCUUUCCUUCAUGACUGGUAUUCCUGAGAAAAUGAAAAAGGACUUCAAAUCAAUGAAGGACCUGACGAAGUACAUCAAUGUGAGCACAGAACAGCACACUCACUCGAUAAAACAGCUUCUGAAGAAAAUCAACAGCCACCCAGACAGUCAGAAGGAGCUUAAUAAGUGGGGCCUUGAAGUCAGCUCUGAGAUUGUCAUCGUUAAAGGAAGAUCUCUACCCCUUGAGACAAUCUGUUUGCAGAGUUCAUCUUUCACUACAGGGUCCGAUAUGUCCUGGUCUCGAGAGAUUGUCCGAGAUCCCUCCAUCAGUGCAAUCCCUUUGAACACUUGGGCCAUCUUCUACCCUCGCCGCUGUGCUGAGCAGGCAGAGGAGCUGGUGACAAGUUUCAGAAAGGUGGCAGGACCCAUGGGCAUUAGAGUGGAGCGCCCCAUUCAUAUGGAGCUCCAGGAUGACCGCACAGAAAGCUAUGUAAAGAGCAUCCACUCACAACUCACUAGCAAGCCCAACAUCCAGCUGAUUGUGUGCAUUAUGGUUGGCAACAGGGAUGACCUUUACAGUGCUAUCAAAAAACUUUGCUGCGUUAAAAGCCCAAUCCCAUCUCAGGUAAUCAAUGUUAGGACCAUAUCUCAACCUCAGAAACUGAAGAGCAUUGCCCAAAAAAUUAUCCUGCAGAUCAACAGUAAACUUGGUGGUGAGCUGUGGACAGUCAAUGUCCCUCUGAAAAAAUUAAUGGUGGUAGGUGUUGAUGUUCACCAUGACACUAGCAAGGCCCAUCGGUCCGUUAUGGGCUUUGUUGCAAGUGUGAACAGCUCACUGACCCGAUGGUACUCAAGAGUAACUUUCCAGACCCCCACAGAGGAGCUCAUCCGUGGCUUCAGGGUUUGCUUGUUGUCUGCUCUGCAGAAGUACUACGAGGUCCAGCGUGCAGAGGAUGGCCCGGACCUAUCUGACCAACAUGCUCGGAGGACGGCACAAGACCACGGACCAGACCCCCAGGUCCAUUUUGAGGAGCUGCACACUACGGUGAACCACAAUUUGCCAGAGAAAAUUGUGGUUUAUCGUGAUGGGGUGUCUGAAGGCCAGCUCAAGAUGGUGGAGCAGUAUGAAGUCCCACAGAUCCUAAAAUGCUUUGAAACAUUCCCCAACUACGAACCCAAACUGGUCUUCAUUGUGGUCCAAAAGCGCAUCAACACUGUGCUCUACUCCUUGUCUGCAAACACCUUUGGAAGUACAGCUCCAGGGACUGUCCUGGACCACACCCUCACAAACAGGAAGUGGGUGGACUUCUUUUUGAUGGCGCACACCAUACGCCAAGGCUGUGGACUUCCAACUCACUACAUCUCUGUGUACAACACUGCAAAUCUGUCACCUGACCAUCUGCAAAGACUCACAUUCAAGAUGUGCCAUUUGUACUGGAAUUGGCCAGGUACCAUUCGUGUUCCAGCUCCCUGCAAGUACGCCCACAAACUGGCCUUCCUGGCAGGGCAGUAUCUGCAUUCUGAACCUGCCAUCCAACUAUCAGACAAGCUCUUCUUCCUCUGAGGUGCACAAGUCAUGGACCAGAAAGACCUUAAAUAUUAGAACAAUAUUAGCAGCAGCAAAUGAUUGUUUUAUUUUUCUCUUUUGAAUCUUGCAUGGAUAAGUGUUGGUUGCAAUGUACAAUAGGGCUAUCACCAUAAUGUUGGAUUGUACAGUAAGUAUAUUUCUUAUUUUUAUUACCAGAUUUUGUCAAAAAGUGAUUACGUUUUAUUGUUCAGGGAAUCACGUGCUUUUUCGUUGUGGAAAUGGUUUGAGCUUUGAUUUCGCAGGUUUG